AUGUUUUUAAAAAGUAAAAAAGAAACAAAUUAAGAUAACUUUAAUCCAGGAGUAGGUCUUUACGAUAUUAUUACUAAAUUAGAUAAACCAGCACCACUCAUACAUACAGAUAAACAUGGUCUUCAUAAAAAAAAUGAAUCAUAUCCAUAAAGUGAUUCAUAGCUAUGUUAUGAUAAAAAAGUUGAUUUAAAUUAUCCUUUGCAUAGUUAUGCAAGUGGAAUUUAAAGAGUUAGAUAAAAUAAAAUAUAUUAAGAACUUAAGAAAUAAGUUAAAUUUAGCAAUAAACCAAAUGAUUUUAACAAUGAAUUUGAUAGUCAAGUGCGUUCCACUAUUAAAAAGGGAAAGCUUAUUAAACUGUAGAAAUUAUAAAGAACAUCAAAAUUAUCUUUAAAUGAUUCCUAAUCACUCUAUCUAGGAUCAUAAUCACCUUUAAGUAAAAAAACUUCAAGUUAGCAAUAUCUGAAACAUCCACCUAAACUUUAAUCAUUAGAAAGUUUGGAACUCUUUUUUUUAAGAGACAAACUCUCAAAAGCUUAGGAUGUUCCAGGACCUGGCUCAUAUGAAUUGCCAAGUGUUUUCAAAUAAUCAGAAAGCAGAGUUUAACCAUUCGGAAAAUAAUAAGGAAGAACUAAAUAUAUAGAUCAAGAAGCAUCUGUUGGUGUUGGAUAAUAUAAUAUAUAAGAUUAAUCAAUUGCUAAAAGUGUCAUAAGGUUUGAUAAAUAUUCUAAAAGGGUAAGCAUUUUUGAAAGUAAGUAAAAUUCUCCAACAUAUUAUGAUAAUAAUUCAAAUCUUAUAAGUAAUCAAUCCAAACUUAAUCUCGAAUUUCCCAUCGCUUUUGGUUCUACCUCAAAAAGAUGA
Messenger RNA from Paramecium sonneborni, 858 nucleotides. The record is from the annotation of a GenBank genome assembly. NCBI's taxonomy places the organism in Eukaryota, Ciliophora, Oligohymenophorea, Peniculida, Parameciidae.